Prorocentrum cordatum is the source of this 3127-nucleotide messenger RNA. The record is from the annotation of a GenBank genome assembly. NCBI's taxonomy places the organism in Eukaryota, Dinophyceae, Prorocentrales, Prorocentraceae.
AUGGUGCUCCCAGACUAUCUGAGCGACCUUCUCCAGUCGGGCGCGCGGGAGAUAGGCCGCGGCGGGGUGGCUGGCGUGGUUGCCAGCUGGACCGCGACUGGCGGUCAGUCGGAGCCCUGCCCGCUCCCACCACCCUGUCCGCCUGGGCCUGCCUGCCCCAACCUGACCUGCCCGGAGCUGACUUGCCCCGAGGCGGUCUGCCCGGCGUGCCCGGCGCUGAUCUGCCCUGAGGGGCCGCCGUGGGCGCUGCUUGCCGCGGCCGUCGUGUUCAACGUGGUGGUGGCAGCGGUCGGCGGCUUCUGUGCCGGGCUGAUGCCGGGCAGUAGGAUCCUGGUGCGCUACGUGGACGCCGGCGAGGACCUCCUGCACGAGCGCGUGUGCCUGUGGCCGGUGAGCUUCGAGGAGUGGAUCACGGAGUCCCCUGAUGGCGACCAGAUGCCUGAGCGUCUGUCAGGCCCUGACGUCGAGGAGUUCAUCGUGCUGGCGCCUGGUGGCGGGGUGCCUCGGCACGUGGCCUCGCCGAGGUACCGGUUCCGACGAGAGAUCGGCGCCCGGGAGCUCCGCGUGAAGGUGAUCGAGGCUCGGCACUUGGCGCGCCAGGCGCUCGCCGCUGGCGAGGCGCCGCUGCCCGCGCCGCUUCACACGCAGCAGUGGGACGGGAGCGUGCUGGCGCUGGAGGACUUCUGGCGGCUUGGAGGUGCUCCUGCCCGCCGCGGGCGGGGUAAGGCGCCACCGAUUGUGCUGGAUGCGCCCGACGACGAGGACGACGACAAGGGGGGCACCCAGACCCCUCCACCCCGAGAGGAGGCUGUCGCCGCCGAGGCGACCGCCACCGUGGAGGACGAGAAGGACUACCGCUGGGUCGUCGGCGAGCCGAACUCCUCGUUCCCGCUCGGCACCGAGUUCACCGUCGCGACGAUCCUCGCCGAGAGGGACGCCUGCAGGCUGGGGGAUCGGAUGCUGGUGAGCGUCGCCGCGACCCCUGCCUCGGGUCGGACCGCCGAGGGCGUCGUGGUGCUCUACCGCCUCCACGUGGACGACGUGCCUGGUUUUGGGGCCAGGCGCUGGAAGGACAUUGCCGCGCUUAUGCCCCGCGACGGGUCUGCGGCACCUGAGCCUCCUCUGCCUGCCCCUGUGGACGCGCCGCCUGAGCUGGACCUUGACGACGCCAGGACCCUGUCCGUGCAGUACGACGAGCAGGGCGAGAGGUUCCGCUCGUGGAAGGAGGCCGUCGCCAAGAUGCACGAGAGCUUCUAUGAGGACUGGCCCGUCGAGGGCCCGCGCACCAUGCUUUGGAUGGCGAAGAACAUUGAGAGGACUGGAGGCUCCCCGAUGCAGUGGUACCACAAGUAUCUCGUCGAGAACCGCAUCGCUGCUUCGGACCGUCUCGCGUACGAGCUCCAGGCGAUGUGCCGCCUGCUGGAGCACGCCGGGUGCUACGAUCAGCUCAACCUCGCGUCGCUGGCCGCGUUCGAGGUGUUGGCGAGGAGGAUGCAGCUGUUGCUGGACGCGGCCAGUCGUGGUCCUGGAGAGGGCCGCUUUGAGGACGAGGAACUGUGGUCAGGCCAUUCGCAGCGGACGGCGGGGAUCGCCCCGGCCCUCACCGCUCACGUGGCUACCCGUACCAAAGAGAAAGCCGAGAUCGAGAAGCAGCGCCAGAAGGCCAUCACUCGUCGUGCCAACGAUGCCAUCUCAACCCUGAACUGGCUGAGCGGGUGCGGUGGGGCGGCCCCCGAGGGGAUAUGCUCGCCGGCGCAGGCCGAGGCCGUCCAGCACAUUAAGGGCGUGAUGGAGCGCUCUCAGGCUGUUGAUGCUGUUCCGCGUCCGCAUGAAGCCGCACGCGCGCUUCUGCGUUCCCGAGCCGGAUAUGACUCGGAUGAGCACAUUGUGAGCGACUACCAGGAAGAGCUGUUGUCGGUACCCGCGUCGUGCAAGGACUGCCCUUAUGCGGUCGAUGUGGUGCCAGCUGAGGCUGCAUCAAUGCUGGUAGAUUUUGAAGAACGCAUGGUCAGGCCUGACAUCGAAUUUUGGGAGCUGGAGGACAACUCGGAGCCGGUCACCCCCUACAUGGACCGAAACUUGUCGGGGGAUCGACAGGCCUACAUCAAGUUUGUCCGUCGGCUGGAGUCAAUUGGUGUGUUGCGGUGGUGCGCCGCUGUCAAGGAGCGCGCCACCGUGUUCUGUGUGAAGAAAAAGUCGGGGAUGCAGCGGCUAGUGGUCGACGCUCGCCGCAGCAACCGCCGCUUUCGCGAUCCCCCCGGAGUGGAGCUGGCCACCGCCGAGUCGCUAGGGCUCAUCGAGGUCGACGACGACGUGGAGGUGUUCAUCAGUACAGGCGACGUGCGGGACGCGUUCUACCGCUUCAAGAUCGAUGUGGAGCUCAGCCGCUACUUCGGGCUGCCGCCGCUGCGAGCGGAGGAGCUCCACCUUCACGAGGCUGAGGGGGAGUGGCUGUCGCCGGACCGCUGGGUGCACCCCUGCUUCGCGGUGCUCCCCAUGGGGUUCAAGUGGUCGCUCUACCUCGUACAGGAGGCGGUCACCAAGCAGGUGGAGGAUGCCACGGGCGCGACCGCCGAUCGGCGCCUGCAGACGUUUGGCGGCUCGCGCCUGAUUACCUCAGGCGGGCAGCCUCUCCACUAUGUCUACGUGGGCAACGUGGGCUUUCUUGGCGGUCAGCCUGAGGAGGUGCAGACGAUGAAGGAUUGUGCUUGCGAGCGAUUGGACGGCGUGGGGCUGUCCACUCACGAGCACAUCGAGGCCCAGACUCAGUCGGAAGUGCUGGGCGUGGCGAUCGAUGGCGGCCGGGGUAUUGUAGCCACGUCGCUCAAGAGGAUGUGGAAAGUCGACAGCCUGCUGACCUGGCUGCUGGACCGUGGAGUUGCCUCGGGGCACCAGCUGGAGUCGACCGUUGGCCACCUGACCUUCAUUUCCAUGCUCCGUCGCCCCCUGUUGUCGGUUUUGUCUGCGACCUACCAGUUCAUUCGCAGCGCUGGCGGUGAGCAGGUCGACCUCUGGCCCUCUGUGCGGGCCGAGCUUAGUGCAGCACGAGCCCUGUUACCCUUUGCCUUUGCUCAGUGGAGAUUGCCCUGGCAUGGCGAGGUGGUGGCGACGGAUGCCUGCCCUACAG